UUCACGGCUUCUUUUGCGGCUGGCCGGAGCUUGGCCGUCGUUGGUCACUUCGCUGGUGAAUGAUCACCAUCCAGUAUAUUUUUCCACGUUAGUGGCUGGAGAAAGCUCGGCUAGGAGGCGGUUUCGGAUCGCAUUCCUUAUUUGAAUGUUCGGGUAUCUUCGCUUCCAGUUCUGUAGGGUAGCUCAUGCGUUGCGGGUCCUUGUGUGGUUGCAGAGCUGGUUCGAGAGCCCCUUUGUCAUACGAGGGCUGAGUAAAUCCUAUAGAUAACACGCCGUCGUUCUUCCCGCCUCUGUUCUCGAUUCAUCCGAAUCUGAGAGCUGAAAGCUUUGUCUGCUUGAUCGGCACCGUCCUUAUUCUUGUCCUCAGCGUCCUCAUCCCGUUACUCGGCUGGUUCAACAUUUGCGAAGCCGAUUAACACCAUGGUUGACGACAACGGAGUAUCUUCGUACGGAGCUAUGUCCAACGGAAUCUCUUCUCCGGAAGGAUCUCCAAGCUCAGACCGCGGAGCCUCAUCGGAUUCCGUUGUCAGAUGGCCAAUGGCAGAAGCCCGCGUGGCUGAGCUGAUCGCGCGGAUUCAACCCACAACCAGAGCAGAGGAAAGACGCCUGGCCGUUUCAGAAUACGUCACGAGGCUUAUCUCGCGGUGCUUCGAUUGCCAGGUGUUUAUGUUCGGAUCAGUGCCGCUGAAGACGUACCUCCCCGACGGGGAUAUUGACUUAACCGCGUUCUCCCGGGGUCUGGCCGUGAACGACGCCUGGGUUCACGACGUUCAAGCGAUCCUGAAACGCGAGGAGCGGAACGCAGACGCUCUUUUUCAAGUGAAAGAAGUUCAGUACAUUCACGCCGAGGUGAAGCUGAUCAAGUGUCUGGUGCAGAACAUCGUUGUUGACAUCUCCUUCAACCAGCUCGGAGGCCUCUGCGCGCUUGGCUUCCUCGAAGAGGUGGAUGCUUUGAUCGGGCGGAAUCACAUCUUCAAGCGGAGCAUAAUUCUGGUGAAGGCGUGGUGCUACUACGAGAGCCGCAUUCUAGGGGCGCACCACGGGCUCAUCUCCACAUAUGGCCUGGAGACCCUUGUUCUGUACAUCUUUCAUGUGUUUCAUAAGGAACUGCCCAGUCCCUUGCAUGUGCUUGUGAAGUUUCUCGAGGUGUUCAGCAAGUUUGACUGGGAACAGUUUUGCCUCAGCCUCAAAGGCCCCGUUCCUCUCUCCUCUCUUCCUACCAUGCUUGCUGAGAGGCCUGGUGGAGUGGACGACCUGCUCCUCACAGACGAGUUUCUGGCAGCAUGCUACGCCAAGUACUCGCUCUCUCCCAUGGUCCAGGCGGGUCAAAGCCGUCCCUUCAUGGUUAAGUUCCUCAACAUUAUUGACCCUCUUCUGGACAACAAUAACCUCGGCCGGAGCGUCAGCAAAGCUAACUUCUUCCGGAUACGGAGUGCCCUGGCGUACGGAUCUCGCAAGCUGAACGCAGCACUGGGCGGCCCGGAGGACGUGGUGGCGCAGGGGCUGGACUGGUUCUUCCGCAACACGUGGGACCGCAACGCCUCUGGCGCCCGCCCCGACGGCUCAAACCUCGAAUUCCUCAUGCAGCACAUGCCCCGCCACCUGCCCCUCUUCCCCCAUGCCAUGCCGCCCAUGCAAGCGGGAGGAGUGGCCCCAGCAGCUGCAGCCGCGGCAGCAGCAGGGCCGGGAGCAGGAGUAGGAGCGGGCACAGGCACAGGUGGCUAUGCAGGCAGGCCGGCUAUGGGUGUGGGUGGGGGUUUUCGGGGGCAGGUGAACGCAGCAGUGGGUCAUGAGAAUAAGCAUCCGGGGGAGGUGGACAUGAUGCGGGCGCCGUACUCCCACGGGGGGCAGCACGGCGUGGUGAUGAAUGGAAAUAUGACCGGCAACGUAGCUGGGAACAUGGCUGGGAACAUGGCUGCAAAUAGUGCAGGGAGCAUGGCUGGAAGCAUGGGGAGGCGGCAACAGGUGCAGGCGCCAGAUGGGCCCCACCGGGUGCCAUAUGGUGGAGGUCACACGUGGAUCCCUGCUCCUCUGUUCCCUGUGCCUGCCAAUGUUGCUCAUGUUCCCAGUGCGAGGGCUUCUCCUCCCAUGGCUGGUGGUCCGAGGCUAGCUCAGCAGCAGCAGCAGCAGCACGAACAAUCGCAGCAGCAACACCAACAGCAGCAGCAGCAUCAACUGUUGCAGCAGCAACAGCAACAGCAACAGCAACAGCAACAGCAACAGCAACAGCAACAGCAACAGCAACAGCAGCAGCAGCACCAACAGACGCAGCAGCAACAACAGCAGCAACGGCAGUACCUGCACCAGCAGCAGUCACAGCAGCAGCAGGCGCAACAACAGCAGCCACAUCAACAGCAGCAACAGCCGCAGCCACAGCAGCAACAGCAGCAGCCACAGCAACAGCAGCAACAGCCGCAGCCACAGCAGCAACAGCAGCAACAGCAGCAGCCACAGCAGGCACAAGUGCAUCCGAAGAGAGCGGCGGAAGUAGUGAAUGGGGGUUAUGCUGUCCCACCGGUGCGACCCACUCCAGACCUGGCAGCGCCUCCUCACAGGGUAGCGCGGGCGGUUGAUCAGGUGACACAGGCAGGCACAAACGAAGGCACUGAGAGACCGUCUGAGGGUAGUUUAUCCUUGGCACAUCCCUCUCGUCCCAUGGAGAAUAGGGCAUCCGCGCAGCAAGACGUGGCAGCGUCUGCGGUUGACGCAAAAUCGAGGGAGGAGCAGCGAAGCGGCAGCUCUGUGCCAGGGAGUGAAAGAAACGAAAGGAGUGAACGGAAUGAGAGGAAUGAAAGGAUUGGUAGGAGUGAAAGCCAGGCCACACAGGCAGGGUUGGAUGGAGCAGCGACUGUGGGGCCCGCUGUUAGCUCGGGGAAAGGCGAGGGGAAGGUGGCUGUGAGACAGCAGGAUUCAAAAGGCCAACACGAAGAAGCUUCCUCUCGCACUGCCAAGGCAGCGUCGAGAGGUGCAAGGAGCGGCGGCAGCGGCAGCGGCGGCGCGGCAUCGAGUGCCCAGUGGAAAAAGUCCAACACGGGCUCUAGAGGGGUUGUGGCUGCCAACACCCCUGCUGUGAGCAGCCUCGUUGUUACCAGCCCCGUUAUUAGCAGCGGUGGGUUGAGUCCAGCGGGCGAAGCAGCGCCUGCACGGCAGUUGUCAGGCGGGCUCGACACUUCGGCAGUGCCUGCUGGUGGUGGUGGCAUUCCGCGGCAGAGCUCAGAGCUGAUCAGUGCGGGGUAUCAGAGCGCGGGGUAUCACAGCCGCAGCAGCAGCAUGCACAGCACUGGGUCUUCGAGCUCUGUGGAUCCCCUGAGCCAGGAAGCAAGCACGCUGGAUGGUAGAGCACCGGCGAAUCCCAACACUCCUAUCAGCCAAGCGCCUGCAGCAGCGGCGACAGCAGCAGCAGCAGGGGUAGGGGCAGUGGGUGCAGGGCAUACAGGUCUCCCCUCUCGCAGUAUCUCUGAUCGGGUGUCUGACAGGAGCAAGAGCUGGCAUGAAACCCGGCAUGCAGCCCAGCUUGAAACGCGGGCCGAGAGCCCUUCCAGUUUGCGGGCAGCUAGGUCUGAAAGCGUUGCUGUUCCCCAUGUGCCUGCCAUCGUCCCUCGCACAGCCUCAACCUCCCCUGUCAUAUCCAGCGCCAGCUCUCCCAGUUCUGACAGCAUCCUCAACACCAUAGACGCCCUUCCACAACCCGCUCGUGUUUCUGCUUCGGCCGGGCCUCCAGCCGGGCCUCCAUCCGGGCUUCCAGCCGGACCUCCCACUGCGCCCCCUCCUCUCCCCCAUAUCAAUCCGUUUCCCUUUCCCCCAGGUCUCCUCAUUAUGGCGUCUACCCCCAACGGCCCCUGUCUCGUCCCCCUCUCCGCAUUCCCAGGGGCGCUUCACCCGCGCCUGCUGCAGAUGCCGGUGCAGCAGCUUCAGGGCUUUGGCUCCCAGCCGUCCGAUGACAACAUGGCGCAGCAGCAGCUGCCACAGCAGAUGCAGCAGCAGAUACAGCAGCAGAUGCAGCAGCAAAUGCAGCAGCAGAUGCAGCAGUACUUGCAGCAGCAGCUGCAGCAGAGAAGAGAAGGAGAGGGCAAGGCACCUGGACCUGGUUCAGGCCCCAACCCGCCCCACCUCAUGCCAGCAUCCCAAAUCCGUCUCCCCGUCCCGACCUCGGAUGGUGCCUCUGCCACACCUCUGCCUCCAGCCCCGCAGCUCUUCCCCUACAUGGCUCUUCCCAUGCCCCUGCCAUCUGGAGCAGGUUUUCCACAGGCGCCUGGCCUUGUGGCCGUGCGACCUGGGACGCCAGACGGGGAAGGGCAGUACAGGGGGGUGCCGUUUGGUGCAGGUGAGGUUAUUACUGGCGUGGAUGGCCCUGGGCUUUCAGACGCAGCGGGAGCAGCAGGAGCAGGUGGUGGUGGUGAUGGUGGUACUGGUGGGGCCUCUGGUGCUGCGCCUGUUGCUGUGGCGCCUCCUGUGUUUUGGCAGCGGAUGGACCAGCUACAGCAGGCGCCAGGCUUGAAGCCACCGGAACCAAGGCAAGGGCCGGGAGAGCAGAUCGGAUCAGCAGCAGGAGCAGCAGGAGUAGGAGCAGGAGGAGCAGCAGCAGACGGGGUGCAGGCCCAAGUACCUGAAGGCAUCAAGUCGGCCACCACACCCCCUCCGGGGCAUGUUCCCUUCAUUCCUCUCAUUCGACCAGCGUCCGGCCAAGCCCCGCCAUUCGCCCAGAUCCCUGGCAUGGCCCCGUUCCUCCCUCAGAUCCCCAUCCGUGCUCUCCACCUCGCCCCCCCCUGGAUGUUCUCACCCCCUGGGCUUGCAGGCAUGCAAGGCCAGGGUGGUGGCGUGGCAGCAGGUGAUUGGUCGGAAGGAUUCGCAAGAGUGGGGUCUCCUAUGGCUCUGAGCGAUCCUGGAGUGUCUGGGCCAGCUGCGAAGGCUGUGGAUGGGGAGGUUAGGGAUAGAGGUAGCAGCGCUGCAGAUGACUUAGGGAAAGCAGGGGUAAGUGGGCUGGAUCACAGGGUAGGAGCAGUGGCGCCUGUGGUCCAUGUGGGAGACGGGAAGGCAGGUGCUGGUUCGAGCAGCAGCAGUGGUGGCGACGCCAGUGGAUGGAGUGGUGGUGGGGUUACCGGGCCACCGUUGACCACAGUGACCCCGUUGACCCCGUUGACUUCCACUGGAUCCCCUUUGGUGAGCUCUCAAGGGGACUCUCACAGAUUCAGCAGCUAUACUGCAGGAGCAGCUGCCGCACCCCCUGAUGCCGUGCACCGCCAGCGCAUUGCCACCGAUUCCUCAGCUGCACCCGCCCCAAAUAGGCCCUCCCCAGGUGCACCUACCCUGAAUAGGCCCUCCCCAGGCGCGCCUGGUCAGAAUAGACCCUCCCCAGGUGCUCCCGCCUCUGCCACUUCGAUGCUCCACCCAGGUGCAGCCAUCCCCUCGCCCACGUUUGGCCCCGCCAAUCCCAGCGCUGAUCCCUCAAAGCAGCAGCCGUUUGCCCCCGCUGCCUUCCCCACUGGGGUUCCAGGGGGCGCUGCUGCUAGCCCAGGGGGUGUGUUUCCCCUGCACCCCUUCUCCCGCCCGCUUGGCCCCCAGGCUGUGCUCCUGUCUCAGCUAGGGGCCCAUCCAGGCCUCUUCCCCUCCUACGUCCUGGCUAAUGCUCCCGCCACAGCGCCAGGCACAGGAGCCCCAGGCGUAUCCCCAAACCCUGGAGCCACGGGGGGCCCUGCGGCUGCUGCUGCUGCUGCUGCGGUUGCUCUAUCGGCCUCCCCUUCGCCUGGCGUGCCCGCACAGGCUGCAGGGAAGGCUGCUGCAGGAGGCAGUGAGGGAAGCAAGGCGAUGCAGGUGCUGCCCAACCCGCAGCUGCUGCAGCCAGGGAUGUUUGCUCCCGGGGGGCUCCCAGGGGGGUUACCGGGGGGGCUACCUGGGGGGUUACCAGGGGGGCUCCCAGGGGGGCCGUAUUCCUUCAUGCUUAUGUAUGCGCCCCAGCAUGGCAUGUUUCCGGGCAGCGGUGUGUCAGCAGCAGGGGCGGCGGGAGCAGGGGGUGGGGUAGGAGGGACAGGAGGAGCAGGGGUGGUGGGUGGGGUGGGAGCAGCGGUAGGAGGAGGGAUGGGAGGAGGGGUGGGAGGUGGAGAUGGAGGAGAGGGAGGAGAGGGAGGAGGGGUGGGAUUGAAGGAGGAGAUGGCGUCUGCAUUGCCUGCCACUACCACUGCUGCCUCUGGCGCCUCUGCUGCUGCUGCCGCCGCCGCCGCUACUACUGCCACAGCUGCUGUUUCUGGUGCUGGGAAUGGUGUGAAGGGCGGGGCGAUGGACAAGUCAAGGGUGCUGCAAGCUCUGGCGGAUGGCAGUGGGGCUGGGGAGUUCCGCAUGCUCAGAGUUGCCAGUGCCGGCAGCAUUGACACGUCCAAGCGAGCAGCAAGCACCAGCAGCAGCAGCAGCCUUGUCACGAGCAGCGGUAGCAGCGGCAUCACGAGUGGUGGGACAGCAGUGUUCUCUGAUGGAGGCCACCCUAGAAGUAAACUAGGAAGCUCCCAGAUCGUUUCUGCAGCCUCAGACUUGGCUGCUCUGUCUGAACCUGCUGCGAUGGUGCGGUCAGAAUCGGCCAAAGCAGUGAGGCCGACACCUGCUGGACUCUGCGCGUCUAGCCAAAGCGUUUCCGCCUCUUUUAUUCCCGCCUCGGCUGUGCAAGCAUCAACCGCACCAGCCUUGGACGUGGAUGGCGGAAGAGACCCUGUGGCGUCUGUCAAGGCUCCCUCCUUCUCUUCAUCCUCUUCAUCUAUGCGCGCACGAGCAAACCCGGUUGCCGCAAGGGACGCCUCAUCUUCCACACCUGGUGCUCCACGCGUGGUGCGUGGGAGGGGCGGCAGUGGAGGGGGGAGUGAGGGAGUGUUGGCAGAAUCGCGCAGGGGUGGCAGUGGUGGGGGGAGUGAAGGCUUGCCAGCCGAGUCACGGGCUGAUGCUGCUGGGGAAACUGCUUCCUGGAGCGGUGCGGACGGGAUGCAUAGGAGUGCAGCGGAGGGGUCCCAACGGGGCCAUGGGUUGAAUGUGAGAGGAGAGGGGCGGCAGUCAGUUGGGGGGAAGCAGCAGCGAGGGAGUGCGAGGGGGGAGGAGGUACGAGGUGCCGGAAGUGGAAGAGGGGAAGAGGGGGGUGGGAGAGGGGAGGGGGGUGAGAGAGGGGAGGGGAGCGGGAGCGGGAGAGGGGAAGGGAGUGGAAGAGGAGAGCAUUCAGCACUCAAGGGAGCAUUGGGAGUGUCCCAACCGCAGCAGGUUCCGGCUCAGGUCAAGCCCAAGCAGAGCCAGCAGAGCCUUGGGUUGAAGUCUUCAGCUCCCCUCACUAGAAAGGCUGGUGCGGUCACAGCAACUUGUGCUGCUCCUGCUGCUGCUGUUGCUACUCCUACUCUUGUUGCUGCUCCCGUUGCAGCUGCUGGAAGUGGUUCUGAGGGUGGUAAUCCUAGUGCAGCUGCCGUCAGCCAGCCCUCUCUUCCCACUGUGGUCCCUCCUGUGAUGCCAUUCGGUGCAGUCCUCAUGUCGCAGCAGAGUGCCGAGCCUGUGGAGCUGGACCGGCGAGUGCCGGAGCCAGACGACGAGCCCCUAGCGUCGGCGGACACAGUAACCGUCAGCUGGAGGUCGUCCUUGCAGCCGGGGGAAGGGAGGCAGACAACAGGGAAGCGAGGAGCGAGGGUUUCACACCAGCAGUUGCAUUUGCUUGGGUCUCAACAGCCAGAAUCACCAGCUAGUGAGGCUGGUGGCAGCGGGGCGGUAGGCAUUGCGUCUGUAAGCAGCGCGGUCCACAGGGAGGAAGGUACGCCUGACAACGGGCAGGGGUUAGGAAAUCCGCACAGCAACAGCCCGCACUCCUUGCAGCAGCAACAUCCCAGAACCCCUCGGAGCAACAGCCCAGCAGCUGCAGCAACAACAGCAGCUGCUGCAGCAUCUGUUUCAGGACCAGCAGGAGGAGGGGAGGUGGCACCUCGGGAGGGUACAGCUCGCGAGGGCCCACAGCGAGUGCGGAGCCUAGGGGGUGCGUCUCGGUCGGAAGACAGAUUCUACAGUGCGCACCGAGGGGGGCUGGGCAACCGCAAGGGCCUAGGCUUGACAGCGGGUGCUGCUGCUGGUAGUGGCGGCGUUUCUGGUGCUGCUGCUGCUGGUGGCUCUGCUGCAGCUGGUGACGGGGGGGCAGAUGGAAUGGGGGGUUGUGGAGGGUUACCAGUCACUGGUGGGUCCGCUGGCGGGUCAGGUGCCUCAGGUUCUGGGGUACGCUCGGGCGGGGAAAAAUCAAGUGGGGGAAGCUCUGGAGGGGAGAGAUUGAGUGGGGGAAGCCCUCUGACCAGUGCAGGGGGGAGUGGGGGGCCGAGUAGCACAGGGGUGGCCGGGGAAAGCAGGAGCGGUGCAGGCAAGGGUGCAGCCUCUGCACCAUCAUCAGCAGCAUCAACGGUGCUGCCAUCGCUGCCGUCGAUCUCUCCCCGGGCGGCUGGGAAGGGGAGUGGGGGGCCAGGGGUGGGCAGAAGCCUGCAGAGGGGAAGCGGGCAAAGCGGAAGUGGAAAGAGCAGAAGCGGACAGAGCGGGGGUGGACAGCGUGAGAGUGGCUCCCCGGUGCUGAAUUCCCCUAAAGCGGGCAGACGAACCAGGGGUGAGGAGGAUGCGCUAUAUGAAAUGAAGGACGAGGAUUUUCCUCCGUUACACAUUUGACUUUUGAGUCGACUCAGAAGUCACCUCGAAGGACGAGGAUUUUCCUCCGUUACACAUUUCCAAGUGACAACUUAGGAAGUCUCCCAUCUCCAGUAAAAUCACUUCCUGUGGCGCUUGGCCUCUCUUGGACGUGCGAUGGCAAGUGUAACGUUGCUUAUUUAGCCACCGAUUCCCUUCUUUGUUUCUUGUUUCUUGCUAGAUGGUUUAGUCCACGUAACGCCAACAGUAGGCACUUACCCAAUCGUGAUUUUUUCACCU
Molecule: messenger RNA, 8913 nt
Organism: Closterium sp. NIES-67
Lineage: Eukaryota; Viridiplantae; Streptophyta; Zygnematophyceae; Desmidiales; Closteriaceae
Source: the annotation of a GenBank genome assembly